GAUCAACACCACCUAGCCCGGUCGCAUACCUCACUAAAGAACUCACCGUUGGUGCAAAAGAAAAUCGCAGCUGCAUGGGACUUGCAAACACUGACCCAAAACUACGUGAGGUUAUUGCUGACGGCGAUUGUAAACGGUGAAUCCGGCCUACUGGUCCACUGCAUCUCCGGCUGGGACCGCACACCACUAUUCAUAUCAUUGCUCCGUCUAUCCCUGUGGGCCGACAACGAGAUCCACCAGAACCUAUCUCCUUUGGAGAUGACCUACCUCACAGUCGCUUAUGACUGGUUUCUCUUCAGUCACAAUUUACCUGAUCGGCUACAAAAGAACGAAGAGAUAUUCUACUUCUGCUUCGAUAUGCUCAAGCACAUAGGCAAGAAGGAGUUCUCGGUGUCAACACUCAAGAAGCCAGAAGUGGACAUGCCACGCCCCCAAGCACCAUUUCGAGGGGAAGACACUACCGAAAGCAGUGCAAGCAGCUGUGCAGGACUCCCUAUUCCUGUAAUCAACUCAUGCCCGCCUGAAGAGGAACCGAAACAAAUUGACACCAGUGGCAGCAGUGCCUCAAGCAGUUUUAUUCAGCUCGGUUUGUCCGAAGAGGAGCUUCCACGUACUGCGCAACUUACCAGGAAGCAGCCUGUCAUCGGAGCCUCGUCCCCUGUCGGUGCUAACAGUCCAUGUCAUCUCGAAAUUGCUAAUGGCCGAGGCCUAAAAGUAGGAAGUCCGGCGUCUACGCAGUCCUCGCCAUCCGCCGCAAACGGAUCUCCAAGCAAUCACUCAGAAAGCUCCUGGACCAUGAUCGAGAGUGCUGGAUCCACAUAUGAUUCUGCUUCAUCCCCGGAAAGCGCAGCUGGCCAGCGUUCUUUAUCUAGGCAAAGCUGCUCAAGCAUUGAAAUCGCCGAGAAUGGCGAGGACAACGACAAACGGAACCUGCAGUUCUUGCUGAAACGUCGUGCCGAGCGACUGCAAGAGAUCCGCCGUCUCGUGCAAAAACUCUAUACGAAAAAAUGAGGCAAGCUACGCCAACCAAAUCUGCUUCUGAGCCCGCCAUAUACGUCAUCACUAGAACCACUAGCGCAGCUUUCACGCUUGAACAUCCCCAGUCGUUGCUGCAGUCCGACGCCUGUACAUGAAGUCAACCAUUCCAGCUUUCGGCAAGACUGUUUUGCAGCUCUUAGUCUUUCGCCGCUCUAGGCUCAUGACCCUCUUAUAUUGUGCCUAAAUUCCUGGCAGUAUUUCAGGCAAGCAGCGCGACAGCGGUGACAGAAUUCAUUCAAGAUGCACACACCUUUCACCUGCCAGGUUUACUAAUUCCGGCCGUCUUCCUACCUUUUGUGUAUUAUCGAAUUUUG
Dermacentor silvarum is the source of this 1352-nucleotide messenger RNA. RefSeq names its product myotubularin-related protein 14-like. The coding region runs from base 259 to 1011 and encodes 250 amino acids. Gene Ontology annotation, molecular function: phosphatidylinositol-3-phosphate phosphatase activity. Lineage: Eukaryota; Metazoa; Arthropoda; Arachnida; Ixodida; Ixodidae. The record is from RefSeq and is a predicted model, not a curated record. The transcript is spliced from 10 exons.